CCUGAGAGUCUCGGGAACCACCGGUCUGCGGAGCGCCAGCCCGGGCUGCCCCUGCGCUCUCGGCUCCUGCUGGCAUCUCUGCGACAUGAGCCUGGCAGCUGGCACCCGCGCCCCCGGCCCGCGGCCCAGCCCCGGGCUGCUGCUCCUACUAGCCGUCGCUCUCGCCCAAGAGUCGUCACUCCCCACUGUCCCCGGCCCACCCGCAGCAGACUCUGAAGGUGGAGCUGGAGACCUGCGCUGCGUGUGUGUGAAGACCACCUCUGCGGUCCAUCCCCGGAGCAUCUCCAGCCUGGAGGUGAUCGGGGCUGGACUCCACUGCCCCAGCCCCCAACUGAUAGCUACGCUUAAGGAUGGGAGGAAAAUUUGUCUGGACCCGCAGAAUCCUCUGUAUAAGAAAAUAAUCAAGAAACUUUUGAAGAGUUAGCUCUUAAAUCUGUACUUUUGAAGAGUCGGCUGCCUAAAUCUGUACUUUUGCUAUAUAAAGUGUUUCUUCUUUUUUUUUUUCGUUUUCAAUCUAACUGCGGAAAAAUCAUCUGAUGAUUUUAUUAUCCUUGAAAUUCUCCAUAAACAAAAUAAAUGAAGUUGUGGUAUAGUCAAUAUUUAUUAAUAGAGGAAAGAAAUAAUGUUGACAUAUCACAAUUUCAUAUAAAGAAAAAUCUCCAGAAUUUUAAGCAAACAUAUAUUGUGAAAGAAGGUUUGGUUUAAUAAACACUGGUUUUACUUGGUGUUGUAUGUUGGCUGAUAUAUAUUUGCAUAUUUCCAGGAUUGUAUUACUUAAUAACUACUUAUUUACAUAAUAAUGUCAUGAUUAGCUUUGCCAAUAAAUAUUAAUUGCACUUAA
Aethalodelphis obliquidens (Pacific white-sided dolphin) is the source of this 841-nucleotide messenger RNA. RefSeq names its product platelet factor 4-like. Gene Ontology annotation, biological process: immune response; defense response; chemotaxis. The record is from RefSeq and is a predicted model, not a curated record. Gene Ontology annotation, molecular function: chemokine activity. Gene Ontology annotation, cellular component: extracellular region. The coding region runs from base 86 to 424 and encodes 112 amino acids. The transcript has 3 exons. Lineage: Eukaryota; Metazoa; Chordata; Mammalia; Artiodactyla; Delphinidae.